GCCGAGCGUGGCCUUGAGACCGCGGAGAAGGGAAGGGCUUGCUCGCUUCCUUCCUCAGAACCGUAGGGUUGGGCCUGGGCUGCUCACAAAGUGGGGCAAGAGGGCUUGGCGGGUGGGGGGAGCUUCCCUUUUGUGCCGCCGCCCACGAGCAGGCAGUUGCCGAGUGGCUGUCAGCCGGCUUGGGGAGAGGGAAGGCAAGGGGCCUAUCUGCCUGCGGUGUGGCAGGAGCUCUCAAACCCUUUCUCAGGUAAAUGUACUAGCAUACAUUCAUAACAAUGGAGUCCAUGCUAAACAAAUUGAAGAGCACGGUUACGAAAGUGACUGCAGAUGUCACUAGUGCAGUCAUGGGAAAUCCAGUUACCAGGGAAUUUGAUGUUGGACGACAUAUUGCUAGCGGUGGCAAUGGGCUUGCUUGGAAGAUUUUUAAUGGCACUAAAAAAUCAACAAAACAGGAAGUGGCGGUUUUUGUUUUUGAUAAAAAACUGAUAGACAAAUAUCAGAAAUUUGAGAAGGAUCAAAUAAUUGAUUCCUUAAAACGAGGAGUUCAGCAGCUAACACGGCUGCGACAUCCUCGGCUGCUGACUGUGCAACAUCCAUUGGAAGAAUCCAGGGACUGUUUGGCAUUUUGUACAGAACCAGUUUGUGCAAGUUUGGCUAACAUACUUGGCAGCUGGGACAAUCUUCCCUCACCUUUACCAUCUGACAUCAAAGAAUACAAACUUUUUGAUGUAGAAAUGAAAUAUGGCUUGCUUCAGGUUUCUGAAGGCUUGUCAUUUCUACAUAGCAGUGUGAAAAUGGUCCAUGGCAACCUUACUCCUGAAAAUAUAAUUUUGAAUAAAAGUGGAGCAUGGAAAAUUACUGGAUUUGACUUCAGCAUCUCAUCUCUAAAUCCAUCUGAGCAAGAGCCAAAGUUCUCUUGUAAAGAAUGGGACCCAAACUUACCAUCUUUGUGUCUUCCAAAUCCUGAGUAUUUGGCCCCUGAAUACAUCCUCUCAGUGAGCUGUGAGACAGCCAGUGACAUGUACUCUCUAGGAGCAAUUAUGUAUGCUGUGUUUAAUAAUGGAAAACCUAUUUUUGAGGUCAACAAACAGGAUAUUUAUAAAAGUUUCAGCAGACAGCUGGAUCAGCUUAGUCGUUUGGGCGCCAAUAACCUUCAAGACAUUCCAGAAGAAGUCCGUGAGCAUGUAAAACUACUGUUAAACGUAGCUCCUGCAGUCAGACCAGAUGCUGACCAAAUGACUAAGAUACCAUUCUUUGAUGAUGUUGGGGCAAUGACACUACAGUACUUCGAUUCGUUAUUCCAAAGGGAUAAUCUUCAAAAGUCACAGUUUUUUAAAGGGCUGCCAAAAGUUCUACCAAAAUUGCCUAAGCGUGUUAUAGUGCAGAGGAUUUUGCCUGCCUUGACAUCCGAAUUUGUGAACCCAGACAUGGUACCUUUUGUUCUGCCUAAUGUUCUGCUCAUUGCAGAGGAAUGUUCCAAAGAAGAGUAUAUAAAGUUAAUUCUACCUGAUCUCAACCCUGUCUUUAAACAGCAGGAACCAAUUCAGAUUCUGUUGAUAUUUCUUCAAAAAAUGGACUUGCUGCUAACCAAAACACCUCCCGAAGAAAUAAAGAACAGUGUUCUUCCAAUGGUUUAUCGAGCAUUAGAAGCACCUUCGAUUCAGAUUCAGGAACUCUGCUUAAACAUAAUUCCUACGUUUGCGAACCUUAUAGACUAUCCAUCAAUGAAAAAUUCACUGAUACCAAGAAUUAAAAAUGCCUGUUUACAAACAUCAUCUCUUGCUGUACGUGUAAAUUCCUUAGUCUGUUUGGGAAAGAUUUUGGAAUACUUGGAUAAGUGGUUCGUUCUUGAUGAUAUUCUGCCUUUUUUGCAACAAAUUCCUUCCAAGGAACCCGCAGUCCUUAUGGGAAUUCUAGGUAUCUACAAAUGUACGUUUAGUCAUAAGAAACUGGGAAUUACAAAAGAGCAACUUGCAGGAAAGGUUCUGCCCCAUCUGAUUCCUCUCAGCAUUGAGAACAAUCUUAAUCUAAAUCAGUUUAAUUCCUUCAUUUCAGUCAUAAAAGAGAUGUUAUGUAAAUUGGAAGCUGAGCAUAAGACCAAACUUGAACAGAUCCAUAUUAUGCAAGAACAGCAAAAAUCUUUCGAUAUAACUAAUCCAAUGAGCCCACCUGAAGAAACAAAAGCCAAUAAUACAGGCAAUCAGAUUGACAAGGUGUUUAGCAGCCUAGGAACAGAUAUCUUAACUAGUGGACCUGAUUGUAAAGAGAAUGGAAUGUUGACAAAUAAGAGAAAGGGAUCGCUUACACUUGAAGAGAAGCAAAAGUUAGCAAAAGAGCAAGAACAAGCACAAAAAAUGAAAAACCAACAGCCACUUAAACCUCAGCCUCACACAGUUACUGCCCCAGUCAAGCAGACCAAGGACUUGACUGACACUUUGAGAGAAAGCAUGGCAUCAUUGACCAGCCAGCCCAUCAACAAACCUAAAGUUCCCUCUUCAAAUAGCUUUUCUUCAGUGGGUAUUGGAAUGGGGUUUUCAUCCCCUGUUGAGAGCGCUAAGAGAAAUGGACUAAAUGCUAAUAUGGGAUUUCAGCCAUCUGGAUUUGGGAUGGGAAUUGGUACUACAAGCCAGAAUUACUUCAGUACUGCUAGUGUCACAGGAAUGGCCAACAUGAAUAUGAUGCCAGCAGCAAACAUGGCACCCUAUAGUCCUAUGAACACUACAGCUGCAAUUUCACAACCAGCACAACAAAGCAGACCACCAGAUAUGUCAGCUUUAGAUAGCCUAUUUAGGGCUCAAAAAACUAAAGUUAGUAUGAAUCAGUUGUCGCAACAAAAAACAAACCCAUGGCUUAAUCAGUUUGCACCUCCUCAGGGUUCCAACAGUACUGCCUUAGGAACACAGAUGAAUGCGAUGGGACAAUCUGGCUUUGGCUUGCAGGGAAAUCCUUUCUUUAGUCCUCAAAACUUCACACAACCAACAAACAGCAUGACAAGCAGCAGCUCAGCUAGUAAUGACUUAAAAGACCUCUUUGGGUAAUAGCUCUGAUUGUGAACGAGUUAAUGUAUGGUAAAAACCUGAUUUGAAGAAACAUCAUCUAGCAAACUGGACAAGAGAAAAGCUAUUUCCAGGAUGCAACUUAGUAAUACACUUUCAUUUGCCUAUGCAUUUAAUUUUCUUAGGCACAAAGUGAUCUCUCUUGCCCCGAAUUUCAAAGUUUUGAGGUCAGGUUGUGUCAAUCCAGGUGCCCAGAGUUAGAAAAAAAUUAAAACCACAUACCUCACAACUUCAGAAAUGUGUCUUCUGACCACCAUGUUAUUUUACAAAUAAACAUCUUAACCAAUAAAAAUUAGCAGUAGGUUGUAAUUGCUGAUAAGCUGUUGGAAGACUUCAAACCCUGGGCUCUUGUUGAUCUUGUAUUUUCUGAAUUUGAUAUGAUACUGAGUUCUAAAUACAUCUUGGUAUAAUAUAAUACCUUAUAGUAGGGUGCAUACAUUAGUCUGGAACUUGCUAUAAACAUACAAGAUUGAACAUGAAGACACUAGAUUGCUACUUACAAUCUUCCCAGCAGAAAAUAAGGUAUGUAGGAGUGAUAUUUUCCCAGUUGAGAUGUGUUCCUUAUCACUGAAAAAUGCUGCUUAGGUAACCAUGCUACAUAACCUGCCUCCAGUUGAUUAUGCCAAAAUUUCAGUCCCUACCAUAGAAGCCGCUAUGCUGGCAUGGUGAUAUUAAAGUCAGGUCUUUAAAAAAGUAAGUAAAUAAUCAUGCUUAUGUCUACACUGAAAAUCUAGGCACUAAAGGAAUACAAGUGCAAAUUAAUCUGUUUUGGAUCAUCCUAGAAGCAAAGGUGGAUGACCUCAGAAUUUAGAAGUCACUUUGAUCACAUUGAAAUUUGGCUUGCUAGUAGGAAAAGAGCUUCAAUUUGUACUCCAAGUUUCUGGUUACUUCUAAGACAAAAGUAAGAGGUUGCCAUCCCUCCGAUACAUACUUCUUUUGAAUUUAAAUUUGAUCACAUUCAAGAGACCUCAGUGAAUUGUUUUAGUUCAGUUGAAUAAAUUACAAAGUUGGAUGAUGCAGCAGUUGACUAAGGCAGGUUGUUUAAUGUAUGCCAAAUCAUUGUAUACAUAAUGUUCAGUCUCACUUGAAAGGCUAAUAUAAAAUUUUCUGCAGUCAGAUUUGGAGUGAACAACCAUUUUGCAUCUCCCUUAAAGGAUUCUUUCAAAUACAAGUUUCCCCCAAAAUGGAAGCAACAGUUUAUGUGGUUAAUUAACAGUUUAUGUGGUUAAUUAGUUGGGGGAUGAACCAGUCUCUACCCUGUCUGCUAUUUCUACUGUACAUUUAACUCUUUCUUUCCUGGGAAUUUUGAGAUCUUUCUUACAUAAUACUUUGGACUAUAGCUGGCUAUUUUGAGAAGGAAAGAAUUAGUUACCGUUUUUAUAGAAAGCCUACAUACUUUAUUUUUCAAAGCCUUUCACUGAUUGAAUCAUUUUCAUUUGCUGCUUAAGAAACCAAAGGGCCUUAUGCUGUAAAUGUGAGCUGUAUUUUGUUAAAUUAUAUUUCCAAUUUUAAGCUGUAAUACUGUUAAAUGUAUCUUAAGAACUUUGUAUUAUAGCUGCUGCCUUAGUACUUUUGUAUCUCUGGGACCAGUGAUAAAAUUGUGUUGUUGUUUUUAAAAAAGAAAAACACACACAACACUUGUGUUAUUUAUGUUAUAUUAAUACUCUCACUGAAUAUGCUCAAUUAGCUACAUAACUCUGUGUGUAAAUUUAUGAAUAUUAAAUGUGUUAGGUUCCUUGUAUGGUCUCCAGGUUUCUUAAGACUCAAACUUUACAUUUUUGUGUAAAGCUUUUCUUUUAAAAAAACAAAACAGUACAGAAUAUGAAGCUUCCCUAUAAUAUGUGGAAAACAAGUUUCUUUAACGACACAAGGCUGGGGAUGGUUUCUUUCAGGGGUGGCUAAAUUUGGGCUCUCUUGAUGUUGCUGGACUCCAACUCCCCAUCAUGACCCAUGAUGAAACAUUAAAAGUUUUGUAUUCCAGCCACAGCUCCCUGCCCCAAUUUGUUGUAAAAAUAAUAAUAAUGUAUACCUACAUUUGGGAUUGGCCUUGCUUGUUAACCUUUUUAUUUUUCAGCCUUUCAGAUUUCAUUAUUCCAUUGAGACUGCUUGAGAGAGCAGGGGGAGGGAAAUCAUUUUGUACUAAUACUGUGGAGACUUUACCUUACAAACCUUUGAGCCUAAGGAUCAAUGGCAAUUUUGUUGGCCACUUUUUUUUUUAAUAGUGACAAUUAUAUUUGAGCUAAGGCUGCAAGCAGAAAAAAACAUGUAAUGAGGAAACACCUUGAUACAUGACUAAAGUCUCUUACAAAAUCAGCAUGUUAUGUUUUUGCUUAUAGAAGCAUAGUGAUUACCUUUCAUAAGACAACAGGAGAAAGGCACUUGUUAAAUAUAACAUGUGAAUAGUUCUUUCUGUGAUUAUCAAAUAAAUCUCUAGUAAAGUUCUUUUUCAAGAUAAUUUAUGUAUUUUUUGAGUCAGGAAGGGAUUUUUUUCACUGAUUUGCUAGCAGAGAUGUUUGUUCAACUUCUCCAAAUUCCAUGAAGUUGCCAUUUCCGCAGGAAGAUGUUGUGAAUUUGGAGAUAGACUAUUCCUUGUAGCGUUCAUUUAUGAAAAUCUCCCUGACCUGUUUUUAUGCUUUUAUAGCUGGUGACUUUUUCCUUUACCGUGAGCUAAACAAAGGAGCUGCUAUGUGCUCAAUAGGAUGUUUGGAUAAUGCUAGUGACACCAGCACUCUCACCUUUUCAUAAUGACGGGAAAUCUACACAUGAUAUGUCAACACCUUUAGAUCACUUGACAGGUGUCACUAGCAAGAGUGUGAUGGUUGAAAAAACAUAUAGGGUGAAGGAGUAUGAAAGACACAAUGAUUGUAAAUGCUUGAUGACAAAUGCUAUUCUUAUUUAUUGUACCCUUAUGAAUUGUAAUACCUUGAAGUAUGAUCUUAAUUAGUCAAGCAAGCUGUAAAUCCUAGUUUCAGCUUCUCAGAUUACUUGAAAUACAAUUUUUUUAAUGUAAUUUGGAAAGCAGAUGCAGCAGAUAAUAAACCUGCUUAUUUAUGCCCCGUUUGUAUUUAAUAGGGAUCAAGUCCUGUUUACUCAACAUGAGCUGAAAUGUAAUUUGUUUGAAUGGGCCAUCAAGUUGGGCAGUUAAGAGGACCGCCUUUGCUAUAGUGCUAUUUAUACAAAUAGAAAGGAAGGGAUGUAACUAGAAGUAACCUCCCUCUUUCAAAUGGGAGUAGUUCCUAACAAAAGGAAGUUAGGAGUUCAUUUAAUGAAAAAACACUUAUUAUAUUCAGUUACUUUCAUGAUAGUCCCUUAUUAAAAUUACUAACUAGGGUUUCAUUUGCACAAUGGAACUUCCUCUCCUGUCCCCUCCAGCUUCCUGCACAGUCUCAAAAUUGGCUGCAGAGAGUUGGGGACACUCCAGAGCAGAUGGUGUGUGUGUGUUUUUGUGUGUGUGUGUGUGUGUGUGUGUAUCCCCAAUUAGAUAUAACCCAAUAUACACCCAUAUAAACAGAAGGAAUGAAAGUUAUAGCUUGACAUCAGUUUAGCUGGGUCUGUAAAGCAAUAUUAUGGUAGAAGUCUUAAUUCUUGGAAAACACGAAUCACUGAAAUUCACAGGCAGGCUAAUAUUUCAGUAGCCUUGCUUUCCCCUCAACUAUAUCAAGGCUUUUGGCUCUCAUAACAAUAAAACAAAACAAGUAAGCAAUAUUGUCGUUUGUACAUUAGAAAAUGUUGAGGAUUAUUUCAGUGUAAACUUGUGAGAAUUGAUCUGCAGUUUUCCACAUGUAUGUUUCACAUACAAAUAAUACUUUUCUAUCUUUGUAUGCUAUAGUUUCAUCGAUCUAGCCUAAUUGGUAUGAGAUGGAUAUUUCACUCUAAAUAAACAACUGCUCUCUCGUUCCUGGUUACAUGAUGUUUCAAAAUUGUCUUGUGGAUAUCUUCUGAAUUUUGCCGGGUUUGUGCAGUUCCAGAUAUAUUUUUUAAAAGAACAAUUUACCUGGGUCUGCCUUUUUGGCAUUGUAAUAUAUACUGACUGUUACAAUAUAUGAUUGCAAUUUUAAUUAACCUGAACUUGGAUGCACCAGAUUUGUUGUGACAAUCUGCAUUCAAAUAGAAAUUGACGGGAAAGCUAGGAUUAGUCCAAGCAGGUUCUGAUUUUGAAUUUUGGCUUCCAGUCUAAAUCUUCAAUGGCUCCCUUUGUACAGAAAUUUGUAAAAAGAGGUUCUCUUUGAAAUACUAAAAUUUCAGGCAAUUUUAAGUGUUGUAUAUAUCUCUCAAGUUGGAAGUUGUAUAUUCAAAUGGCUUUAUAUGUAUUGAACUCAGGCCUGAUUCAAAAUAUUCAAUGUCUGUCUAAUUGUACAGUCCUUCCUUAGUUGUGGCAAAUUUUAUGUUUAGACUGUAAGGCAUUCAAUUUUGUGUGUGUAAAGUAAUGAUAUUACUCUAGUGUUGCUGUGGUUUGUGAUCAGCAGAAUGGUUGGAGCAUGAUACUCUAUUUUGGUUUUAUUGGACUUUGCUGCUUUUCAAAAUAAAUCUAUUCUUUAUAUCAACUUUUAAAACUGGUAAUACUUAAAAUAUGUAAAAUGUACAGUGAUGGUUACAAGAAAUUCCUACAACUUUGUACUGUGAAUGAAUAACUGUGUAGUUUUCAAAUCUUGAAUGAUGUUGCUUUAUUGAAAUAAUAAACUUUUCAUAUUUUCACCUUUUAA
Molecule: messenger RNA, 7759 nt
Organism: Podarcis raffonei (Aeolian wall lizard)
Lineage: Eukaryota; Metazoa; Chordata; Lepidosauria; Squamata; Lacertidae
Gene: SCYL2
Product: SCY1 like pseudokinase 2
Exons: 19
Coding region: 276-3038 (920 amino acids)
Biological process (GO): protein phosphorylation
Molecular function (GO): ATP binding; protein kinase activity
Source: RefSeq, a predicted model, not a curated record